Messenger RNA from Hypomesus transpacificus, 1948 nucleotides. RefSeq lists its product as uncharacterized. The coding region runs from base 99 to 851 and encodes 250 amino acids. The record is from RefSeq and is a predicted model, not a curated record. Lineage: Eukaryota; Metazoa; Chordata; Actinopteri; Osmeriformes; Osmeridae. The transcript is spliced from 6 exons.
CAAAUUACAACACUUCCGCAGUGUGCUACACAUGUGAUUUUGUUGCCGUUCUGAAGACUCAAGCGUUCACGUGUAUUGAAAAUACAAAAAUAAGUAAAAUGGCUAAGAGUAAACCACAGGAUCCAGAACCCAAAUGCAGUGUGUCCAAGAAGAAGAAGUUACAUUCAAAUGAGCAGGAUGUCAGUAUGGAUGUAAACGUGGAAAGAAAAGUGAAAAAGAAAAAGAAAGCAAAGACUGACACAGAGGUACCCAUCAUAGCUUUGUCAAAGCCGGUAUCUGAGGAGGCUCCGACAACAAAUUUAAAGAAACGCAAACAACCAACAGAACACAUACGGAAGGUGAAGAAGAAAAAGAAGGCUAAAAUUUCUGAGACAACUAAGCCAUUAAAACAAGAGGAGGAGGAGGAAGACGAGGAGGUGAUGGAGGGAGAGGAAGACUUGAGCCCCGAAGAAAGACGAGUAUUGGACAGAAAGAUGAAAAAGAUUCUGAAGAAGGAUAAAAAGAACAAGUUGAAAAUGGAGGGAAAGACAGAGGAGAUGGUGGACGCUCACAAACCCAUCGCCCCCCAGCAGGCACUAGACUACCUGAGCUGCUGGGCUGAGAACCGAAAGGAAUGGAAGUUCCAAAAGACUAGACAGACGUGGUUACUACAGCACAUGUUCGACACAGAGAAGGUUCCAGACGAGAGCUUCUCGCUGCUGCUGCAGUACCUUGAGGGUCUGCGAGGAGUGGCCAAGGACACCACCGUGCUGAAGGCCGAGGCGCUGACCCGGGAACAUGAGGGAUCAGAGGAAGAAGAGGCCCUGAAGAAGACAGACAGAGCCAGAGAGAUCAUCCAGCUGUUGUCCUGACCCUACACCACCUACACCACCGCCUGUGGCACGAUACCGUCAUCAGUUAACUGUUUUAUUACUGUUCUACACAAUAAAAUAGUCUUUCAAUUGUUUCUUUCAGAAAAGCAGAAAGAAUAUCUGGCUGCAUUUAUUCCAUUUAAGGUAACCUAUAAACAAGAUAACUAUUCAACCAAGUAGCCUUUGAAAGGAUCUAUACUUGACUGGGCUUGCCUGCUGCACAACAGUCAAUGUUCCUGAAAGAGCAAACCCUGUUAGUCUUUCACCCUGUCCAGACGAGAUUUCCAAUAAGCACAUAACUGUGGACUGCUUGAAAAGGAUGAAUACGUUGUAUCAUACUGCUUAUUCAAUUACAAGUGAUACCCACUAGAUGGCAGUAAGACUUUAUAUACUAAUGACAAGAGAAGCUUGGGAGUUAAAGUAGAUCAAUAUCAAUGGAUUUACUUGGCAACGGUCUCAAUCAGUCACGUUACACAGUUUUAUCUUAAUACAUUUUAUAUAGUUUAGAGAGUGAAAGACAUACCACUGAUGGAGAAAGAUGUUGAAUUGUGUUAUGCUUUGGUGGAGUGGGUUGAAUCCUGAUGUUUAUGUCCCUUAUUAUUAUUACUAAUGGGCACAUUUAAGUCUCAUUCCCUUUCUGUGUGUAUUUGAUCAAGGUCAAUAAGGCAUAAUGUUUCACAAACUGUAAUAGUCUUGAAACAUUUGUAAAUGUCUAAGAUAUAGGGAAGAAUUUAAAUGGGAUGUCCUAACUAAAUGCAACAGGAGAGAUGUGGUGAACAUGUUGAAUAAAUACACUUCAGUAAUGCAGGAUGUCAACUCCAUUUUAAGUCAGUUUGAAAAAACACAGUUGUGGGAGAUGAGAGGGAGGAGGAGGAGAACUUGGGGACAGGAGCACAUUGGUGAACAAGCCAAACCACCUGCCACUUACUGUGACCAGGGUCAACCCAUUCAGGAAGGCUGUGAACAGGGGUUUUGGUUACUCAUGAUGUUUUACGGAUUAUGAAAGAUGGAUGUUAUUCCAUUGUGCGUUGUAAAUGAUGUGUUUUGAAUCGUUUUCAUCCUCAAUCAAUAAAAGAAAUAUGAAAACAUUACAGUCA